AUGUCCACACGCAGAAGACGCUCCUGGAACUCCGGCAGAAAGGUGCUGUCUUCCUCACACCAAUGCCGGGAGAAGCAUACAAUAUCAGCCAGCUUCCCGACAGCAAACGCGUGCGUGCAUAAUUACUCUGACACGGUCUUCUCACCCGAGUUUUGGCAGCUGACAACCACUCCGAAAGUUCUGAUAGCCCAGACGGACUCCUGGAUCUGCAAUGGGGCACACGAGCACCUGAAAGACUUCCUUCAGUACGAUUACGUCGGGGCUCCGUGGUCUCAGUUCAGGACCCAUUUCUGCGCGAAGACGCAGGAAGGCAACGGUGGAUUCAGCCUCCGAGGUCGCGAGGUGAUGCUCCGGAUCACCCAGGCAUUCCACCCCAAUGGGCUGCCUGAGGAUGCACACUUCUGCAAUAAGCUGGAAAAAGAAUUUGAAGGCAAAGGGAAGUUGGCUCCGGAGAACGUGGCACUACAUUUUGCCAGGGAGCAACUCUCGGAACAGGAACUUUCAGGCCCGACCAUGCCAAGUGUAGGCAUCCAUAACCUAUGGCAGUUGAAGCCAGAGGACCUUCGGAAAUUCUUCGAGGGCCAGUGCCCCGGUGUGAGUUUCGUGAACCCCAGGCUGGAAGCUCUUGACAACAGCGAAGGCACCCUUGGCGAAGUCCUGGUCCAGAGAUGGAAACAUGAAGUCUUGCCCCGGAUGGUUGCCUUGCUGCAGGGCGGCGGCAGUGGCAUUCUGGACACUGUCAGCCUGAAAUUGAUGGCCAAGAUCUUCGCAGAGUAUCCCCUGCAGGAUCCGCUUGUGGUCAACUUCCUUCGUGGGGCAGCAGAGACAUAG
Molecule: messenger RNA, 831 nt
Organism: Symbiodinium sp. CCMP2592
Lineage: Eukaryota; Dinophyceae; Suessiales; Symbiodiniaceae
Source: the annotation of a GenBank genome assembly